Procambarus clarkii (red swamp crayfish) is the source of this 1184-nucleotide messenger RNA. The record is from RefSeq and is a predicted model, not a curated record. Lineage: Eukaryota; Metazoa; Arthropoda; Malacostraca; Decapoda; Cambaridae.
UCUACCUGCGUCAUCGCUGCGGCAAGCCCCACUACCAGUAGCUGUCACAUGUGUGUUGUUGUCUUGUAGAUACAAUGAGCGAGACAGGUGCUGUUCCACUCUCUCCAGUGGUAAAAGAAGGCUGGCUGAACAAGCGUGGUGAAUAUAUUAAGAAUUGGAGGCAGCGUUAUUUCUUCCUUCUUGAAGAUGGCACAUUUCUUGGCUUCAAGACCAAACCCAAAAGUGGCCUUGAUGAUCCGCUCAACAAAUUCACAGUGAAACAAUGCCAGAUCUUGAAAACAGAAACACCACGAUCUAACACCUUUAUUAUCCGUGGACUGCACUGGAGAGCUGUUAUAGAACGUAGUUUUAAUGCAGAGUCUUCAUGUGACAGGGAUGCAUGGAUUGAGGCUAUAAAGCACGUGUCUGAGAAGAUAUCGGCGUCGUAUGACAACCACGAUCUGAUCCAGGAAGUUGAGGCAUUAGAAAAAUCACAGCUGACAACCUAUGAUGAAGAUGGUAACAGCAAAGGAUCUAGAACUUCAAAGAAAACCAAGAAAGUUACAUUAGAGAACUUUGAGUUCAUCAAAGUGCUGGGGAGAGGAACAUUCGGAAAAGUAAUUCUUUGCCGUGAAAAGAAGAGCUAUCAAACCUAUGCUAUGAAGAUCCUGCGUAAAGAUGUUAUCGUCAAACGUGAUGAGGUGGCCCACACACGCACUGAGAACUUUGUGCUAAAAGCUGUGGAUCAUCCUUUCCUCACUUACCUCAAGUACUCAUUCCAAACAAAUGACCAUCUCUGCUUUGUGAUGGAGUAUGUCAGUGGUGGAGAAUUGUUCUUCCACCUUAACGAGGCACAUACAUUUCCUGAGGAGCGUGCAAGGUUUUAUGGAGCAGAAAUUUGUCUUGCCAUUGGCUACUUACAUGAAAGAAAAAUAAUCUACCGUGAUUUGAAGCUGGAAAACAUACUACUAGAUGCUGAUGGUCAUAUUAAAAUAACAGACUUUGGAUUGGCCAAACAAGAUAUUGCAUAUGGCUGCACGACACACACCUUCUGUGGCACACCAGAAUAUUUGGCACCAGAGAAGUGCUUAGAAAUGCCGGAAAAUUGCAGUGUGAUGAAGAUGGAAAACUUUGGUCAAUACGACAAGACCUCUCAAAGGAAAACAGAAAAGCUGAAAACAAAUUUUGAUGAAGAAAACCUCUAA